CAAAAACUAAAUACCAUAAAACCUUUCUUUCUAAGCCAAAUGAAGCCUUUUUCUCUCUUGUCACCUACACUUUUAUACCUUCAUCUGUUUUUUCUUUGUUUUGCUUCAAACAAAAUUGUGGCAGUGACAUUAGGAAACCAAACAGAUCAUUUGUCAUUGCUCAAAUUCAAAGAAUCAAUAACCACUGAUCCAUAUAGAACUCUUGAAUGUUGGAAUUCUUCCACCCACUUCUGCAAGUGGUUUGGAAUCACAUGCAACCCAGUGCAUGAAAGAGUUAUAGAGUUGAACUUAGAUGGAUCUGAAUUACAUGGAUCUUUAUCUCCCCAUGUUGGCAAUCUCUCUUUUCUGAAAAUUCUCCACCUUAGGAACAACAGCUUCUUUGGAGAAAUUCCACAGGAGUUAGGUCAGUUGCAACAAUUGCAACGACUUUCUCUCACCAAUAACUCGUUUGCAGGUCAAAUUCCUACAAACUUGACAUAUUGCUCCAAUCUCGCCAGCUUAUUCUUGGAUAACAACAAUCUAAUUGGUAAAAUACCAACAGAAAUUGGAUCUUUGAAAAAGCUUCAAAAUUUCACUGUUUAUGGAAACAAUUUAACGGGUGGAAUCUCUUCAUUCCUAGGGAAUCUUUCAGGCUUAAUGGGUUUUUCGUGUAACUCUAACAAUAUGCAAGGAGAUAUUCCACAAGAAAUUUGUCAUCUUAAAAACUUGUCACAAUUACUUUUGGGUGAGAACAAAUUUUCUGGUACCAUUCCUUCCUGUCUUGGUACCAUUUCAUCCGUUACUAUACUUGCCUUGACAGGUAAUAGGUUUCAUGGCUCUCUUCCACUCAACAUGUUCAACACCCUCCCCAAUCUCCACACUUUUGUCAUUUCAGGAAAUCAAUUUUCAGGCCCAAUCCCUACUUCCAUAGUAAAUGCAUCUUCCAUUAUAGGUUUUGAUAUUAGUGAAAAUCAUUUUGUAGGACAAGUUCCAAGUUUAGGAAGGCUAAAAAAUUUACAAACACUCAAUUUGGAAUUUAACAGUUUAGGUAGCAAUUCAACUAAGGAUUUGGAGUUUUUUAAAUAUUUGACAAACUGUAGUAUACUAAACACGUUUAGUAUCGCCUUUAAUAAUUUUGGAGGCAUUCUGCCAAACUCUGUAGGAAGUUUAUCCACUAAGCUUGAAAACCUAGAUCUUGCAUCUAAUAUGAUUUCAGGAAAAAUUCCCUCUGAGUUAGGAUGUCUAGUAAAUUUAUUUUUAUUGUACGUUGACUUUAACCAAUUUGAAGGAAAUAUUCCCACUGCUUUUGGGAAGUUCCAAAAGAUGCAAAAGUUAACUUUGAGCGGAAACAAGUUAUCAGGAGAUAUACCACCCUUUUUAAGUAAUCUUAGUCAAUUGUAUCUUUUGGAAUUACAUGGUAAUAUGUUUGGAGGAAAUAUUCCUCCAAGCAUAGGAAACUGUCAAAAGCUGCAAUAUCUAGAUCUUUCACAGAACAAGCUUAAAGGAGCCAUCCCUUCAGAGGUUUUUAAUCUAUUAUCUUUAACAAAUUUAUUGGACUUGUCACACAACUCUUUGAGUGGUAGCUUACCAGGACAAGUGGGUAUGUUAAAAAAUAUUGGUAAGCUAGAUGCCUCCAAUAAUCAAUUGUCAGGAGAUAUUCCAAUAUCUAUUGGUGAGUGCAUAAGCUUAGAAUACCUUCUUUUGCAAGAUAACUCCUUCAACGGAACAAUACCAUCCUCUUUGUCUUCCCUCAAAGGUCUUCAAUAUUUAGACCUUUCGAAAAAUCAAUUGGCUGGUUCAAUUCCUGAUGUUAUACAGAACAUCUCGGGUUUAACAUACUUGAAUGUUUCUUUUAACAUGUUGGAAGGUGAGGUACCAAUAUCUGGUGUCUUUGGAAAUGCAACCCAAGUAGCAAUGAUUGGAAACAAAAAACUUUGUGGAGGUAUUCCACAGAUGCGCCUGCCAACAUGCUCCGUCAAGGAUAGGAAACACAGAAAGUACCAUAAGUUCAUAUUGGAAGCUAUUGGCGUGUUUUCUUUUCUUCUCAUACUUUCAAUUUUUCUAACUAUUUAUUGGUUGAGGAAAAGAAACCACAAACGAUCUUUGGAUUCACCAACACUUGAUCAACUACAUAAGGUUUCGUAUCGAGACUUACAUCGAGGAACCAAUGGAUUCUCGAUUACAAACUUGAUUGGAUCAGGAAGUUUUGGUUCUGUGUACAAAGGAAACCUUGUGUCCGAAGACAAUUUUGUUGCCAUAAAGGUUCUGAAUCUUCAAAAGAAGGGAGCUCACAAGAGUUUUCUUCUUGAAUGCAAUGCACUCAAAAAUAUACGUCACCGAAAUUUGGUUAAGAUUAUAACAUGUUGUUCUAGUUCAGAUUAUAAAGGUCAAGAAUUUAAAGCUCUAGUUUUUGAUUACAUGAAAAAUGGAAGCCUAGAACAAUGGUUGCAUUCAAAUGUUUUAAAUGCGGAGAGUCAAACAACAUUGGACCUUGCUCAUCGAAUCAACAUCAUUAUCGAUGUUGCUUUGGCACUACACUAUCUUCAUCAAGAAUGUGAACAGUUGAUCCUUCAUUGUGAUCUAAAGCCAAGUAAUGUACUUCUUGAUGAUGACAUGGUUGCUCAUGUGAGUGAUUUUGGCAUAGCAAGACUUGUCUCCGCCAUUAACAGUACUUCUCAUAAGGAUACAAGUUCAAUCGGAAUAAAAGGGAUUGUUGGCUAUGCUCCUCCAGAGUAUGGAAUGGGCUCUCAAGUGUCUACAUGCGGUGACAUGUAUAGCUUUGGAAUCCUGAUUCUGGAAAUGCUUACCGGUAAAAGACCCACAGAUGAAGUUUUUGAAGAUGGCCAAAAUCUUCAUAACUUUGUCGCAAUAUCAUUUCCUAAUAAUCUUAUAAAGAUUUUGGACCCGAAUCUUCUACCAAAAGAUGGAGAAGUAGAAAUACAAAAUAGAAAUCGUGAGAAUAUGAUUCCAAAUCUUGAUGAGUGCUUAAUUUCCCUAUUCAGGAUUGGACUGUUUUGUUCAAUGGAAUCACCGAAAGAUAGAUUGAAUAUUGUGGAAGUUACUAGAGAGCUUAGCAUAAUCAAAAAGACUUCUCUUACAGGUGUUCGCACUUAUAAUUAGUAAUUCAGCUUGAUGCGCUGCUGCUGAGUAACUGAAUGAUCUUGAAGAAAGCAACAUAUGUGGCAAUGUUUAGUUUCAUAUUUUUCUUAUUGACCGAAAUCAUUUAGCAGCAUUUGAUUUUGUGUGUUUGUGUUUAAUGUACUUUUGCCUAUAAUACUAGUUGCUCUAAAUAA
Messenger RNA from Vicia villosa (hairy vetch), 3272 nucleotides. Its product is annotated as probable LRR receptor-like serine/threonine-protein kinase At3g47570. Gene Ontology annotation, biological process: protein phosphorylation. The transcript is spliced from 3 exons. Gene Ontology annotation, molecular function: ATP binding; protein kinase activity; receptor serine/threonine kinase binding. The record is from RefSeq and is a predicted model, not a curated record. The coding region runs from base 40 to 3099 and encodes 1019 amino acids. NCBI's taxonomy places the organism in Eukaryota, Viridiplantae, Streptophyta, Magnoliopsida, Fabales, Fabaceae.